AUGUCAGCAGAUGUGGCUAGAGCUCACGGUGGAGACGCUGGCAGUGAUCCUCCACCAGAUCCUACUAGGAUCCCGACUACAUGCAAGUUAGGAAUCCCAACUAAGAAAAAGGGUCGUGGCGCAACUAUUGGAAAAGAUCUAGAGGAGAGGCGGCGUAAAAAUGGAAAACCACUGGAAGUAGCGUUUUGCCCACGAACGUACAAGGUUGUUGGGGGCGAGCACGCUGCUUUUGUCCGCCUUGUGGGAACCCAAAUUAAAACGAAAGUUCCCGGACAUUACGGUUCAUGGGAAUUAGUGCCUAAACAAUACAAGGAUCAGGUCCUUGGCAUAAUUCAGUACUAUUAUCAAAUAGCGGGCCGCGAGGAUUUCUUAAAGUGUUUAGAUGGUAUCGAUCGAGAGAUGAAAGACCGAUACCGUAAUAGGAAAACACUAAGACACGAACACUUUGAGAAACACUACAAUGGACCGGAGGAUUGGAAUAAGGUUCUAAACAACCCAACCAAUGAUGUUAACAAGGAGGAGUGGAAGCAGAUCUGUCAGUUAUUUACAAGUCCACAAUUUAUUGCGCGCUCCAUAAAGAAUAAGGAAAAUCGGAAGAAACAAAAGUAUUCUACAACGCAGGGUACAAAAUCGCUGGCAGCCGUCCGUUUUGAAAAAACGAACCCGGACCUCAUUGAGUCAUGGAAGGAUUAUCAUUGGAAGAAAGCAACAAAUGAUUUCGUGAACGAUGAUGCUCGUCAAGAUUAUGAAAAACUGAAGGCUGAUUUUGAGUUACAAACUCAACAAACAUCCACUGAUGCUUCUAAUAAUGAUAGUCCGUCAUCAGUUAAUUAG
Messenger RNA from Humulus lupulus (European hop), 834 nucleotides. RefSeq lists its product as uncharacterized. The transcript has 5 exons. The record is from RefSeq and is a predicted model, not a curated record. The coding region runs from base 1 to 834 and encodes 277 amino acids. NCBI's taxonomy places the organism in Eukaryota, Viridiplantae, Streptophyta, Magnoliopsida, Rosales, Cannabaceae.